AUGGACGACGCGCUGAACGGCGGUGCGUUCAAGCACUACAACACCGAGGCUCCGACAGCGAAACUGGUGCUGCCGCUGUUCUCGCUGAAAGGCAAGACGGCCAUCGUCACCGGCGCAGGGGCCGGCAUAGGUCUGGCCGUGGCGCGCGGAUAUGCCGAGGCCGGAGCCAACGUGGCCAUCUGGUAUCACAGCAACAAGAAAGCGCACCAGCGGGCCGAAGAGAUCGAAAAGGAAUUCGGGGUGAAAUGUCGGGCGUAUGAAGUCGAUGUGAGAGAUGUCAAGGCCGUAGAUGAGGCCAUCGUGUCUCAAGUCAAGGAAUUCAACAACCGCCUGGACAUCUUUGUGGCCAAUGCUGGAAUUCCGUGGACUCAAGGCCCCGCCACUACGGGCUCGCUCGAACAUUAUCACAACGUCGUCAAAAUCGAUAUCGACGGCGUCUUCUACUGUGCCAGGACCGUAGGGAGGAUCUGGCGAGAGCAGAAGAAGAAUAAGCUGGAAGGUUUCAACUACGGCAAGUUCAUUGCCACGGCCAGUAUGAGCGGCCACAUCGCCAACUUCCCUCAAUUGCAAACUGCAUACAAUGCCGCCAAAGCUGCGGUCAAGCACAUGUGCCAGAGCUUAGCUAUCGAAUGGGUGCAAUUUGCCCGGGCAAACAGCAUCAGUCCCGGCUACAUAGCAACCGAGAUCAGCAACUUUGUCCCUCCAGAGACCAAGGAUAUUUGGCGAGACAAGAUCCCAAUGGGCCGAGAAGGCGCGCCCAUCGAGUUGGUUGGCGCCUAUCUGUACCUUGCUAGUGAUGCAAGCUCAUACACCACCGGAACCGACAUCAUCGUCGAUGGGGGAUAUUGUGCUCCUUGA
Messenger RNA from Capronia epimyces CBS 606.96, 858 nucleotides. RefSeq names its product oxidoreductase. The record is from RefSeq and is a predicted model, not a curated record. Gene Ontology annotation, cellular component: intracellular anatomical structure. Bases 1 to 858 code for a protein of 285 amino acids. Gene Ontology annotation, molecular function: oxidoreductase activity, acting on NAD(P)H, oxygen as acceptor. The transcript has 2 exons. NCBI's taxonomy places the organism in Eukaryota, Fungi, Ascomycota, Eurotiomycetes, Chaetothyriales, Herpotrichiellaceae.